Messenger RNA from Ectocarpus sp. CCAP 1310/34, 617 nucleotides. NCBI's taxonomy places the organism in Eukaryota, Phaeophyceae, Ectocarpales, Ectocarpaceae. The record is from the annotation of a GenBank genome assembly.
AUGCCGGUCGAUUGUUUCGGACGAGCAGCUAACCAACCAACCACCCCGGACCCCGCAUCUAUCUUUUAUUGCUCAGCGGAAUGCGCAGGACAAUUCGACCUGCCCGUUCUGGGUGGCGUGGAUGUCGUAGAGUAUUGGAGCUUGCCCCUUGCAGCAGAAGCAGUCUUGGGGAGUCCCAACCUGAUGUCGGUGUUCGGAAACUACCGGUUCUUCUUUUCGUCGGUCGAAAACCUCCGGGUGUUUGAGGCAAGAGGCUUUUCACUUCGUUCAGCAGGGGAGAAAAUAUGGCAGCGCAUCGCGAAUGAGCCAGUUUGGACGUCCACUACCCUAGGGCCGUUUGGGAAUCCCUCGAAAUGGGGAAUAUAUGGCGGCCGCCUACACAUCUUCCGAAGUUCCAUGCCGAAGGAAGAGUUCGAGCAGGAUAUUCCGGGCAACCUCGAUCGGGGCAAUGCCGUGUGGGAACGGUGGUUCGGGGGUAUGGAAGAGAGCCUUGCGGUGCCUCCGAUCAACACGGCCUGUUUCUGCAACGACCGUAUUUGUGACGACCAGUAGAGCUACAGCAGUAGUUGCGAAGGAGUUUAAUUGGUGCGCUGCUUCGAUUUCGGAGGCCGAAGCCG